Tuber aestivum (summer truffle) is the source of this 1062-nucleotide messenger RNA. Lineage: Eukaryota; Fungi; Ascomycota; Pezizomycetes; Pezizales; Tuberaceae. The record is from the annotation of a GenBank genome assembly.
CAUGAAAUCCGAUGUAGCCGCUUGGUUCCACUGGAACUGAUAUCGGCAGCUGUGCGUGUCGCUGGGCGGUAUCGUUCAGACCGCACUGUUAUGCUAUAGAUGCACUGCCGGUACUCUACCGUACUUCACUAGUACCGUGGACCGCUCUACCAAGUAAAAACCCAUGUGACAGCUAGUCUACAUAAUACUGCAGUAUCAUACCAGUAUACACUAAAAUUCAAUCACAAUGUUGGCCCUCCAGUUACAACCUGGGGCAAUAAAUAGCUCUCCACGGGUUUCCAACCCUUUCUGAUUCGCCGAUCCAUCCAUCCAUUCAUUUUACCUGUCUCAUCCCAGAAGGGGUACUCGAGUACGGUACCAGGGUGAUGGGUGUCUCUCUCUCCUCCUCUCUUUUUUUCUCUUUCCCUUUUGGUCAGAUUUUUAAAUUUUGAAUUUUAGCACCACCACGCGUCAUGCAGCGUCUCAUUGGACCUGACAGCCAGCAGCAUGGGAAAGGUAAGUCUUUUACCGGUACCGAUAGCGGUGGUAUUAAAGGAUAUGUAGGGACGGACGGAUUCGGUUUGAGGCUCAUGAGGGAAUUUGUGUACCGUAGGUUGCUGCAGUCUUCUCUACGGUACGGUAGUGGGCUUGGGGAUACAUACGUUGCGCGAGCAGCGCGAGCAUGGCAGACGGUUGGGGUAGGGCUGCGAUGCGAUGGCGGGAUGGAUGAGCGAAGGACGGGGGAGGGAGGAAGGAAAGGAGAAGGCAGGAUCCCCCGGAAGAAGAAUUGUGUUUAUCAUAGUAUUCUAUUUUAUAUUGUAAUAUGGAGAAGGAGGAGUUGCGAUUCAUGAUGAUGAUAAAUAAAAUAAAGGAAAAUCGGGAUCGGAAAGAGUUUGUCGUGAGUGAGUGAGCAUGGGUUUUUUUACGAUAUUUCAUUAUGUUUCGCGGCCUUGUUCCUCCGUUCCUCACUCCCGCAUCUACCGCACUCUUCUCUCGGUGUAGACUUCGAUAUGAUGGGCAAAGCUGUCCGCGCGAGAGGUAUCAUAUUCGACGGGACUGUCCGUACCCUACGGCAAGCGGAGC